Messenger RNA from Salvia miltiorrhiza (redroot sage), 876 nucleotides. RefSeq lists its product as uncharacterized. The record is from RefSeq and is a predicted model, not a curated record. The coding region runs from base 1 to 876 and encodes 291 amino acids. Lineage: Eukaryota; Viridiplantae; Streptophyta; Magnoliopsida; Lamiales; Lamiaceae. The transcript is spliced from 3 exons. Gene Ontology annotation, molecular function: RNA-DNA hybrid ribonuclease activity; nucleic acid binding.
AUGGCGCAGCUUCGGAGUAAUCUUAAUAAUAGAGAUAAGCCGUUUUGGCCUGGGGAAAAACUGAAUAUGUACACAGUGAAAUCUAGAUACAAGCUUGCGAUGAAAAUUCGUCAAAGAAAUGAAGCAUCCACUUCCUCGGAAGGGAGUGUUUUAUGGAACUGGAUUUGGGGUUUAGAUGUGAUCCCUAAGGUUAAACUUUUUAUGUGGAAAUGUUUAGCUAAUGCAAUCCCGACGGCUAUGGCGCUGCGGAGACGGAAUGUGGAUAUUGAUCCUUGUUGUAGGCGGUGUGGAACUCAUGAGGAAACCAUGGAGCAUGUGCUUCGGGAUUGUGCAUGGUCAGAGGUUUUAUGGAGAGUUUCGCCUCUCAGACUUCAACCGCCGAAUGGGGACUGUUCGAUGAUGGAUUGGAACCUUCUGAUCUUCCAGCAGAAAGAUAUUUCCCAUUUGGAUUGCUUGGCGAUUGCAUCUAGAGCUUUAUGGUCGACACCUCUGCGGGAAUCGUUGCCGAACCAGCUUCCUCUCUCAGUUGAUUUCUGUCGCCUGGGACAGUUGAAGGCCUCGAGUGAUGCGGCGUUGAGUGUUGGUAAGGGUUUUGGUAUAGGGGUGGUGCUUCGCGAUAAAGAUGAUGAUAUCAAGGGUUGCAGAUUCGGUUUUGCUUUCUCGGUCAUUGAGGGAGAAGCCAUUGCUAUGUUGGAAUGUCUUCGCCUUUGCCAGGAACGAGGUGUUUCGGAUGUUAUCUUCGAAACUGAUAGCCAACUCCUCUAUUGGUUGUUGAUCAAGAGGGAAAACGAUAUGUCUUAUUUGGGAGAUACGCUGAGAGCUAUUCAUGAGAUUUUGAUUUCUUUCCACCGUUCGCGAAGGGAAUGCGGCUGCUGA